GGUUUUUGAUUUCCUGUUGGAUUCGAGUCGUUCUGCUAUCCUUAGCUUCAGCCCUUUUCUCUCUCUAUUAUUAUUAUAAAAUCAAACAAUUAUUUGAAGAAAGAGAAAGAGAGAACAACUCGGCGAGGGUUUUAGAGAGAUAAAGAGGCAGCGGGAGUGUCAAAGGCAAGAGAUAGAGAGCGAUGUCGGGAGGAAUAGCGCGUGGUCGACUCUCGGAGGAACGGAAGGCAUGGAGGAAGAACCAUCCCCAUGGUUUUGUUGCGAAACCUGAGACGUUGCCCGAUGGAACGGUGAAUUUGAUGGUGUGGAAUUGCACAAUCCCUGGUAAAGCAGGGACUGAUUGGGAGGGUGGAUACUUUCCACUGACACUCCAUUUCAGUGAAGAUUAUCCUAGCAAGCCUCCAAAGUGUAAAUUUCCCCAAGGUUUUUUCCACCCGAAUGUUUAUCCAUCUGGUACUGUUUGCCUUUCAAUUCUGAAUGAGGAUAGUGGUUGGAGACCAGCCAUAACUGUGAAGCAGAUUCUUGUCGGAAUCCAAGAUCUUCUGGAUGCUCCAAAUCCUGCUGAUCCUGCUCAAACUGAAGGAUAUCACCUUUUCAUCCAGGAUGCUAAUGAAUAUAAGAGAAGGGUUCGCCAGCAAGCCAAGCAAUACCCACCUCUGGUCUAGUCUAUUGUUAUCAAAUAUUAGCUAAGAUUUUCAAUGAAAUUGCUGGUAAAAUGCCAGUUUGGCUUCUUCCUCAUGUAUAAGACUUGGCUUUUGCUAAGAGAAAAUAUGCUUCCUUGGGUACUUGGUAAUCUGUAUAAACUGUAUGAACCUGCCUUGCGUUCCAACUCCGUCAGAUUUGGAUUAAUGGUUGUUUUUAACCCUACACUACUGGACUUGUAACUUGAAAGUGAAGCUUGUGUUUCA
Messenger RNA from Hibiscus syriacus, 908 nucleotides. Its product is annotated as SUMO-conjugating enzyme SCE1-like. The record is from RefSeq and is a predicted model, not a curated record. NCBI's taxonomy places the organism in Eukaryota, Viridiplantae, Streptophyta, Magnoliopsida, Malvales, Malvaceae. The transcript is spliced from 5 exons. The coding region runs from base 183 to 665 and encodes 160 amino acids. Gene Ontology annotation, cellular component: nucleus. Gene Ontology annotation, molecular function: SUMO conjugating enzyme activity. Gene Ontology annotation, biological process: protein sumoylation.